This is a messenger RNA of Mucor velutinosus, 1638 nucleotides long. RefSeq lists its product as uncharacterized. The coding region runs from base 1 to 1638 and encodes 545 amino acids. The transcript is spliced from 7 exons. NCBI's taxonomy places the organism in Eukaryota, Fungi, Mucoromycota, Mucoromycetes, Mucorales, Mucoraceae. The record is from RefSeq and is a predicted model, not a curated record. Gene Ontology annotation, cellular component: dynactin complex.
AUGCUAUCCAUAGAUGAUAAGGAACCCAUCCCGUUUGUGGACUAUUACUGUGCCUGUUCAGCCAAGAAAGAGCAUGCUGCCUUGAAUAUAGAGCCAGCUGAAAGUACACCUUCUAAUCUCGGCCCAACCACUUCCACCACUUCGAUCACAAGCACAACAGGAGCAACAGCAGCUGAAGGUGCUGCUUCUGUCACUGGACGCCAUUUACUAUCAAAUCAAGCAUCCAACUAUCUAUACCCGCUUUCACGUCUUUAUUUUUGCGAAGAUUGCCAUCAGAUAAGAUGUCCCUCUUGUGUGCAGGAUGAAAUCGUAUCGUAUUAUUGUCCAAAUUGUCUGUUUGAGGUACCUACUGCGAGUGUGAAGAGUGAAAAGAACAGAUGUGCUCGAAACUGCUUCCAAUGUCCUAUUUGUCAAAAUACGCUGUCUGUCGUUGCAGCUCAGGAACCAACUCAAAUGUCUGCCUUGGGUCCUGCUCCGGGUCCCUAUUUCUUGGCUUGCAAUGUCUGUCGUUGGAACUCACAGGAAAUCAACAUGACAUUUGAAAAACCUACAAGUCUAGCGUUGCAAUUGCAAAAGAAUGAGGAAGCGCUGCCUGAUGCAAAGGAAUUUGACCAACUCAAAGAGCAUUUUGAAAAGCAUCUCAGAGUGAAUUCACCGCCAUCAUUACCAACAAGCUUCUUGUCAUUCUCUAGCUCAUCAGCAUUCAGUAAAUACAUGGGAAGCCAAUUUCAGCAUGAUUCUCAAACGCAGCAAGGAAAGUUGGACGAUAUCAGCGAUUAUGAACCAAGUGUACAGGUACCAGAUGACGAUGUAAGAUUAUUGGAAUCAAUGACGACUCUGAGAAGCGUGGAUGGAGUGUCUACAUUGUCUCAACGCUUCUCUCAACUAUACGAUCAGCCUUAUGAACUAUCCAAAGUACAUCCUCAGCGCAUUCACCUAGCCAUAAAGAGAUCGAAGCGUUGUCGUAACUGUCGCCACAUCCUGAUUAAGCCAGAACAGAAAGCGCAAGCAACUCGAUUCAAGAUCAAGCUGGUUGCCAUGAACUACAUACCCACGAUUACAUUAUUAAAGCUGCCUAGAAAGAACUGGCCACUUCAAGUUGGGGUGCCUACACAGCUUGUGCUCAAAUUCACAAAUCCAUUGUAUGAAGAGAUGAACAUCACAUUAGCAACACCUCAAAUUAGAAAGAAAUCUGCCGAUGAUGAGGAAACCGAGCACAAAAUUCGAGGCAAAGUGACAAUUCUGUCACCUCAUUUCACUGUGGGCGCUUACAAUGAGACGAUCGAGUAUGAUGAUGAGAUGUAUCCUACUGGGAAUAGACGAAACAAUGCCAAUUUUGCUGCCAAUUCAUACGUAGAUGGUGUUUAUGAAAAGAGAAACAAUUAUACCAGCAUAUUGGUCGAAGUUAUCCCUGAUCAAGCUGGUGAAUUCAAGUUUCCCUUGCUUGUCACUUAUAAUUACAAAUCAGACGAGGACCGAAUGGAUGUCUCAUCGGGAGACAUUGAUGCGGAUGAAAUGGAUGAGAUGGAUGUGGAUGAUAGCAUGGACGGAUCAAAGAAAUCGUCGCUCAGAUUUGAUGACGAUAAAAUCAAGAGCUACUCCUUUUGGUGCCUCAUUGGCCUUGGAUCAGCUGUAUAA